Messenger RNA from Meira miltonrushii, 1848 nucleotides. RefSeq lists its product as uncharacterized. The coding region runs from base 1 to 1848 and encodes 615 amino acids. The transcript has a single exon. The record is from RefSeq and is a predicted model, not a curated record. Lineage: Eukaryota; Fungi; Basidiomycota; Exobasidiomycetes; Exobasidiales; Brachybasidiaceae.
AUGAGCUCAACAGUGUCAAGGCAAAGAGAACAGCGUAAGCUUGAUUUCAAAAAAACUGAAGAAACAAUUUCACGCUUACAAAGAUUACAGGAAAAUCGAUCAAGUGGAAAAUCAUCAGAAAAUCAUACUAGAUUAGCAACACCACAAUAUGAUCCUGAAAAUCCAUUCGAUGAUCGAUCCUUGAACGCUCAUGCGAGGGAAUUGACACUGAAUGAAGUUCGAUCUAGUCGAAAAAGUCCGUCAACAAACAAUGCCGUAACGAAAAGCAUAACACCGAGAGAGCCAAUUCGGACUCGGAGCGCACUCACAAAAAGUGAUCUUUCUCCUCCUUCUCUUUCAACCACACCACAAACUGCGAAAUCUGAAAAGCAGUCCUCUGACAGACCCAGAUUGAGACGAAGACAAACCACAGCAGAAGGUGAAGAUAAUGCAUCAAAAGUUGAGCAUAUAGAGACCCAAAGCCGACAAGACUACAGAUCAAGAACAAGUCGAGCCGAACAGCGCGAGAAGGAAUCUUCUCUAUCCUCACCACCCAAACGAUCUCCGCAGAAAGUGCGUAGAAGGACUGAUAUCUUUUCUACACCAGAAGUGAAGGAACAGCCCUCAAGAGGACAUUUGUCCGAAGAAACGAAGCAAGCAUUGGCAACAUUGGAAAAGACUUUGCAGCAGCUCAAAUCAUUAUCACCCGAAACAAGUAGGGUCGGAAAUGAUUCUCCGAUUGGUGCACGAUCGGAUUGCGCCAGUAAGCCUUUAGACUCAUCUAGUAGAAGACGCUUGAAUCGGGCUUUAUCGCCUUCGAAAGAGAGGAUUGAAUCGGAAAGGAAUCCCCGUGCUAGCUCUAGACAGAUGGAGACAACGGCUAAACCGGGCUCGGAUAUGUCCGAAAAGCCCAAACCACGAUCAUCAUUCUUGGCAAGAGUAGAACAAGCUCGAUCAUCACCACAGCCAGAGGAACAAAAGGAAGAACGUAAGGAAAAUACCCCAUUGCGAGCAGAAGCACAAACGCAAACCAAUCCAAUUCGAAGAAGACGAUCACUGUAUUCCUACACACCACCAAAGUUGGUUGACAAAGAACUGCAAUGCAAUUUGGGAGAAUACGAUCAUUCAGGCGAAACGUCUGCUUCUUCGAUCAAGAUUGGUGAAGAGAGUGUGGAUGAUCUUGUUCGUAGUCAUGGAACGGAAGAAGACGGAAAAGUACGUCAAUUCUUGCAAGGCGUUCGAAUUUUGGUGGAUGUACGAGAUCAAGAUGGAGAAGAUGCAUCAGCACUUUGGACGGAAAAGUUGCGAAAUGUAGGCGCAAAAGUGUAUACAAAAGUACCUCAAGUGCCAAGGAAGUCUAGAAGUAGUUCGAGCAACAAAGUGGAGACUGAAAAAGUAUAUGCACCCGCAGUGGAUUGUAUCAUUUACAAAAACGGAAAGCCAGCCACCCUACACUAUCAUCGUAGUCAAGUAGAAGCAGGACGUGAGCCUGUCAUCGUUGGAGUGAAUUGGAUCUUGCAUUGCUUACGCGAAGGCAAGAGAGUUGACGAAAACGAUUAUCUUGUCGAAGUGGGUAAACAAGCGAUCUUUUCCGGACGCAGAACAUCCAUGACCCCAAAACGAGCUCCUCCCUCAAACGAUCAAGUAAACCAAAGCAGCACUUCAUCACAAUCACAACCUCCUAAAUUGGCAGAUAUGCUGGCACGCAAAAAAGUUAUUCAAAAUGCUCCCGUUCGACCAAGUCCUCUUGCCAAUAAAUGUUGGAAUUUGGAUGCAUCCACCAGUUCUACGAUCUCAACAGCAACAACAACAAUCACAAAUUUUACCAUGAAUUCAACAACACGAUCUACAUAUACCCCUUCACGAUAG